Messenger RNA from Trachemys scripta elegans, 1293 nucleotides. Its product is annotated as ribonuclease-like. The transcript has 2 exons. NCBI's taxonomy places the organism in Eukaryota, Metazoa, Chordata, Testudines, Emydidae. Bases 145 to 615 code for a protein of 156 amino acids. The record is from RefSeq and is a predicted model, not a curated record. Gene Ontology annotation, molecular function: nucleic acid binding.
CGGGAGCCCCUCCUACCCCACUGGGCUCUAUAUAAUGGGCAGCUAUGUGGGGACAGCGUCAGUGAUGCUCUGCAGACAGCUCGUCUAUUCCCCAAAAGGACAGGAGCUGAGGAACCAGAGAUUUGGCCAGGAGGAGACUACGCCAUGGUUGAUCCAGUGACAGAUGCAGCCAUGGUCCCCAGGGGACCCCCCCUCAUGUUCCUGCUGCCCCUUAUCCUGCUGGCCGUCGGCCCGGCCCAGCUCAGCGAAGGAGCCAGCUACCAGCAGUUUGCGAGACAACACGUCGACAACCCCAAGACCAGCGCCCGCAAUGACCGGAUCUACUGUGAUCUCAUGAUGCAGCGCCGGGGCCUGACCCGCUCUGCCUGCAAACCCACCAACACCUUCAUUGAUGCCCCCAUAAACCAGCUCCAAGACAUCUGUAAAUAUGCAGGGACACCCAUUGGUGGUAAUCUCUACGACAGCCACAGAUCUUUCGACGUCACCGUGUGCCGGGUUUUGCCCGGCUCCUACCCAGGGAACUGUAAAUACAGGGCUGCAAUUGGCAACACAAGGAUCCGCGUGGGCUGUGAAGAUCGGCUGCCCGUGCACUUAGAGCCAAAGUACCUGCCCUAACCUGGGAGCAUAGGACCCCCCUGUUCCCCACCCCACUUUGCUCAUGGGCAGUCCUCUGUCACUGGGGGCUAUCCUGCCCUGUCCCUUCCCCCCCCCCCACAUGGAAAACGCCCGCCAUGAAUCCCCACAGGGAUAUUCAGCAUCUCCUUAUCCCACAGGCCGGCAGCUUGGGGCCUGCAGGGGGAUUUCCCAUGCUGGGGGCCAGUUCCCAUCCAGACGAGUGAAAAACUGGGCCCCCAGCCGCCCCCAGCUGGCACUGAGACCCUGAGCCUGGGCCAGCAGGAUACAAACACUAAUGGCUACCCCUAGUACUCAUUAUACAGAAUAGCCGCCCCUUCCCCAUCCCUACCCUCUGCUGCCCCUAGUGCCCAUUAUACAGUAUAGCCGCCCCUUCCCCGCCCCCACCCUCUGCUGCCCCUAGUGCCCAUUAUACAGUAUAGCUGCCCCUUCCCCACCCCUCACUUUCUGCUGCCCCUUGUUUUCAUUAUACAGUAUAGCCGCCCCUUCCCCAACCCCACCCUCUGCUGCCCCUAGUGCCCACUAUACAAUAUAGUGAAAUCUUCCUCUAUUGCUUUGGGUGAUGUAGGGAAAUGGUACUGUGGUAACUGUUGCUGUGGUAACUGUUGAUGAGUUGGAUUCUCUUCCUAUUUCAUGCAAUAAAAUGUUACUGCAAAUGCA